UUGCUGGUGGCUGCUGCAAUUUCGCCGUCGACGCGUGAGUGUGAGUGGGUGGCCUCCGACCCUGGCUCCUGAUUUCUGUCGUUCAAUUUCAGGUAGCAAUCUGAAUCCACAGUCCUAUAUAGAAGUAGCUGCUCUGACUGAACUUCUCGUAAACCCUAACCUGAAAUCUCAAUCGUCCGCCAUGGCUCUACUUCUCCAACUGAGAACCAGAACUAAGAUGAAUAUCUUCACAAACCCUUCUCUCUUCCAUUUCUUCUCUACCUCCAAUUCCAACGACGAUGAACCCGAGUCCACCGCCACCUCCAACGACGAUACUGCUUCUACAAACCCUAACUCUCCCUUCUCUUCCUAUUUCAGCGAUGUCAAGAAGGUGCUCAAACAGGACCAAUCCACUUCCUCCUUUUUCACGCCAAGAAAUCCCUCAAAUUCAUCUUCCACUGCUUCAGCUUCCGCGGCUCCGACGUCAUUCAAAGCUGCUUCUUUUGAUGAAAUUCGUAAGAACCUAUCCCAGUUUCGGCGUCGUUACUCGGACCCAGAUUCGACGCCUCCGUCUUCACCUUCAUCGAAUCAAAUCUCGUUACAAGAGAUAUAUAGGAGAAACAUGGUUGAAAAAGCGCGUGAAUCGACGCCAAAUGCUGAUAUGAAGCCUGGGGGAAUUGGAGGAAGACUGUCUUUUGAUGCGAUUCGUGACAGUGUGCGGAAUAGAAAGCAGAAUGUUGAGCCCAGAGAAAGAAAAGAGGGGGAAGUAUCUUCGUUAUCGGCAUUUGCCCAGAGUUUAAGAAAGGAGCCUUCAGACUCCACCGGUUCUCGGACAUCGUCAACGGUAAUUGGUGGGACAGGUGCAUUGCCGGCGUCAAUUUUCGGCAAGGAGUUGAGGGAGAAAGAGAGGGGGGAGAGUUCCGAUGAAAUGAUGACGGCGUUUGUGCAGAUGUAUAAGCAUGAGGAGUUGGGAGAGAAAUUGGGAAAAUUGAGGCCGCAGGCAAAAGGAGGAGACUGGUUUUCUCUGAGAGAGUUGAAUGAUAGGUUGGUGAAAUUGAGGGACAUGGAAGAGAAGGAGAAUAAGCAGUCAGCUAUGAACGACCAUACCUUUACCAUGAAGGGAUUGAGAGACUUCUUGAAGUCGGCACAGCUUCCUGACAACAAGGGGAGAAGCACACUGCAGAGACUUGAUAUCUUGGGUGAGCUGGGCCGGACUCCAAGCUUCAUGCUGCACCCUCCUAAAGAGCAUCUGGUUGAAAAGUAUUUCCAUCCAGAUAAUAUGUCCUCAGCAGAAAAGUUGAAAAUUGAGCUUGCCAGAGUUAGGGAAGAGUUUAAGAUGUCCGAGUCAGAUUGUGGAUCAUCUCGUGUUCAAGUUGCACAACUGACAACUAAGAUUAAGCAUCUAUCAUCAGUUCUACACAAGAAGGAUAAGCAUUCUCGUAAAGGCUUGAUAGCAAUGGUUCAGAGAAGGAAAAGGUUACUAAAGUACCUCAGAAGAACCGACUGGGAUUCCUACUGUUUUGUGAUUUCCAAGCUAGGUCUACGUGAUAAUCCAGAUACUAAGUACUGAAGAAAUGCCACAUCAUUUUUGUUUAGGUCUGUAUGAGAAUGGGAAUAAUAUUAUUGUCAACCCCACAAUCUAUUUGAUGAUAUUUGUGGGAGAGAUGAAUCAUUGGUUGGCUUUUUGAUCCUAUAGGAAACUUGUGCUUAGUUGAUUUUGUUUCCCCCCCUUUUUGGUCACAUGUACACUUUUAUCUCGCCAUGUUGUGGGGCCCUUAGCUUUUUCAUCACAAAGAUGUUUGAGUUGUUAGCGUUAAUGCACAAUUUUGCAUGACAUUUAACGUAUUCAAUGGAAUGUAUUACCUGAGAAAUGAAAUAUGGGGUUUUCAUA
This is a messenger RNA of Neltuma alba, 1870 nucleotides long. RefSeq lists its product as uncharacterized. The record is from RefSeq and is a predicted model, not a curated record. Lineage: Eukaryota; Viridiplantae; Streptophyta; Magnoliopsida; Fabales; Fabaceae. Gene Ontology annotation, biological process: translation. Gene Ontology annotation, molecular function: structural constituent of ribosome. The coding region runs from base 182 to 1549 and encodes 455 amino acids. The transcript has 6 exons. Gene Ontology annotation, cellular component: ribosome.